UCUGGAGGAUAAGUAUUUGUACUACCCUUCGGUAGCAUCUCAAGUAUUCACUUUGCGUCUAAAUCUAGUUAGCUGGAAUGCUGGAUAUCUUGUCCAUAGGCAUGCACUGAAAAUUCCAAUCUUGGUAAGAAAUUGUGGCAAUCAUGAUCCGUGUCUGAACUGGAUAACUUAAUCCCAAGCGAACAUGUAAUCUGAUCAAUUCUGAUCGUAAGAUCCCGUGGAUACUGCCCGGCAGGUUCUCUAUUUCUUUGUCUUCAUCUCUUUGUCAUCAUGAUAUGAUCAAUGAUCAUAUCAUGAACAUCAAUCAAGUGAUAAAACCCCUGCCAAGUUAGGGUUGCAGCUUUUGAACUAGCUGUGAGAACUGCUUUAAACUAUGCAAAGCUCUUCGUGACCUCUGUAUUCUUCAAUUUUCCUGGUGAUGUGCUAUGAAAAAGCUUAUUCAUUAAUGUUGCCAUGAAGAAAGUGCUUUUCAUCUCACUUAUUAUUUGCAUACUGUACGUUGAACGUAUUUUGUGAGGGUGUACACAUACCCUAUAUUCUUGACAAACAUGAAGUCCAGAUGUAGUGCGGAUUUGUGGAACAUUGUGAAGAGGUUGCCCAUCAUGGCACAAAGGAGUAUCUUCAUCUUUCUAUCCUAUCUUAAAGUCCUGAACUUGUUCCUAUACUCUUAAUUUGCUGGUGCUUUUUGGUACUUUUCUUGAUGCUAAUUUCACAGCUGUUUAUUGAUGUGCAACAUGCUCUGUCACCAUCUCUUGAAGAUAUUCUUUGGGAUGAAUUUGAUCGGGAUGAUGAUCACGUAGUACCCCACCAAAAUGGGAUUGAACCAGCAUUUAAAGGUGAUAGUUGUAAGAAACGUCGGCGUGAAGUAAUUGACAUUUCACAUAAGGCUGCUGACCGUUCAACUUCCAAGCAUGCUAAUCAGGGGAAGGGGGAUGGGUUUCAACUUCUGAAAAAUACGAGGGGAACAAUGUUGGAGAAGGAUAACAGGUCUCAUACACCUGAAGGUGUGUUUUCUGCUUCACAUGAUCAUGACUCAAACAACGAAGUGACAAGCUUAGCAUCUCAUAACACAGCAAUAUCCAAUCGUUGCUUCAAAAGCAGUAAAACAGAGACAAUUGGUUCUGAGUUCUGUGAUGAUGGACCUCUAAUUGGUGGAAGUUGUGAUGUGGUUGAUAGUAACUCCUACUGUUAUUCUCUAGGGGACAUUUCUCAAACAGACAAUGAUCUCAAUUACUACGAUAUUUCAAGCUAUGACGACGUGGACAGGAUGUAUAGCUGCGAUUCCUUGUUUGGCAAUGAAGAUGAGUUUAGUUGGAUGAAGGAUACUAUUGAAGGAUCCGAGGGAGUGUUGAUGCCUGACUUCAAGUUUUCAUGUCUUGAGUCAAGUCUGUUUAAAGAUAAACCUGUACAACAUGAACAAUGCUCUUCAGUCAACAAUUCCAACUUGGACAGUUCAUCUAUGAGCUCUAAACUUCCUUUUCCUGCAUCAGAAGAUGAGGAGCCCAAAGCUCUUGGUGACUGGACAUUCAUGAAUGGAUCUAAUCUUGCUUCUGAAAGCAACAGCGAGUUCACACCUAAAGAGCAGGUCAUUUUUCAUGAGAAUCAGGCAAAGCACAAUGAUGAAUCAGAAGGAAAUAGAAAGGAUGGAUGCUUAGAAAAUGGUGGUUCGUUCCAUCACACUGGCAAUGUGAGGAUUAAAGACGCGAAGCUUCCUUCAGGGGACUCAUGUCAUGAAGUUUUCACCUCUCCCGACAUUCUGAAACAAGAGGAAAACUUAGGAUCUAAUUCUUUUGGUUAUUUGGAGACCCAUAUCGCGUGCAUGAUUUCUUCAGAUCAAGUUCCAGGUAGUUCAACAGCAAAUGGAAUUAAGUCCAAAACUAAUGGUCUUGGAUCUCUUUCUGCGGAGGAGUCUUCUUAUGCAUCAAACCCAGUGUCCAUGGAGAUAUAUGACGAUUAUUCGUUCCAGGCUCCUUCUAUGACUGUGGAUAAAAAAAGAAAAAACAUGCCGUGUCACCAAGGAUUUCAACCCUCAUUUUCCAGCAAUCCUAAACAUGUGGAUUUACUGGUUCAUGCUGUAUCCUGUGAUUCAAUUCCAGUCUCAAAUCAUGCCCUUCAUUUUAAAACUGAGGUUGAAAAUUCUAUUAAUGCCAAAGGUGUUGUCAUGAGGACGCCAGCAGAUUUAGAUACACCCUCUUGCAUCAGUUCUGGAUCUGAGAAAAUCCCAUUCAAAGCAUCUAGUUUUCACCAGCUUCAACUAGUCAUGGAUCAGCUGGAUUUAAGUACAAAACUAUGUAUAAGGGAUAGUCUGUACCGCUUGGCCAGGAGCGCUGAACAAGGACAUCAUUAUGCCAAUAUGAAUGGUGGCAAUAUUGGUGAUAGAGACAAUGGUGGAGUGCUGAUGGAUGAAGGAACGAAUAAUUGCAACGGAUUUAUGGAAAUUGAAACAAACCCUAUAGACCGGUCUAUAGCACGCCUGUUAUUUCACAGGCCUACGGACUCAUCUGUAAUGCCAUCUCUUGAUUGUUCGUCUCUCAAGUCAAAUACAAAGAUUCCGGGGUCUAUCACAAGUCCACCUGUGAUUUCCGAGAAACGACCUAGUCGAGAAAAAACUGCCCAUGAAGCAGAUAAUGUAGUGGUCACUGACAGUGGUGAAUGAUAGCAUUAGCUUCAGAAGAGUUCGUGUUAAAUAUGUUUAUAGUGGAGUGAGUAAACGGUGUGAUCUUUGUACAGAUUAGAUUUUAGUUGCACCCAUGGAAAUGCCAGGUUUGAUGCCAUGUUUUUAGCGUCUUCUCUGAAGUUCAUUUUCAUUGGCAAUUAUCCUUGUAACAGUCUCCAUGUUGAGCUAAAUGUUACUAAUCUUUUAGUGAUGCCAACCAGUUGGGAUGAUACCUUGUUUAUGUAAUUUGACUUAGAUUACUCUUACUUUGGAAGUGUUGAUUAGCUGUGAAUGUGGCUAUGUUGCAAUGAA
Messenger RNA from Rhododendron vialii, 2968 nucleotides. Its product is annotated as protein LNK1-like. The record is from RefSeq and is a predicted model, not a curated record. Lineage: Eukaryota; Viridiplantae; Streptophyta; Magnoliopsida; Ericales; Ericaceae. The transcript has 7 exons. Gene Ontology annotation, biological process: regulation of DNA-templated transcription; circadian rhythm. Bases 701 to 2656 code for a protein of 651 amino acids.